AUGAACCGCCGUCUUACGGCAGAGCGCUGUAACAUCAAUCUGCGCGGUGAAACCAGCGGGAGCUGCCAUAUGGUGGCGGUUAUGACUCGCAUUGGGCUGUUCUUCAUGACUGGCGAAAACCAUCUGCAGCCACUGUCACGGCCAUGGCAGCUGUACAAGACACGCUAUCGACGACUCAAAGGUGCAUUGCGUGAUGUCAUGACCGAAGAUCUCCGCGAGAUUACAGGCAACCGAUCCAUCAAGAUGUCGUGGACCGCAGUUGACUUUCACCAGCGAAUUGAGCUGCCAUAUGGUGUCGCUCUUGUAGGAUGGCCAACUGAUAUUGCCCGCACAAACCUGAGCAAGAUCGGGGGAUGCGACAUCCUCGACAACCUGCUUACAAAGUGGCGAACAGGCAAAAUGCGGUUUGAGCUUCUGGAUCCGGCAAGGAGACCUGUCAGGCUCGAGCUUCGGCGACACACAAGGAGUGAUGCCGGGCACUCGCAUGUGUUUGCUGACAAGAGGGAGCCAAUGAAGUGCAAGCGACGGGUUCACAAGGUCCCGAAAAGCGCACUGAUCAUCGAAAACUCUGAUGUCGGCUCGGAUGCAGAUACCGCUGCCGGUGGGAAUAUUGAGAGCAGGACAGAGUCAGCUGAUGAGGAUGAGAGUCGAAUUUGCAAACGGCGUAGGCUGGAUCUUGAUAUUGUUGAUGGUGACCAAUAUGGCAACUCGUCAGCUUCGGAAACGAUCGAGGAUUUCUCGUCCGAUGCCCGGUCGCUUGCUGAAACGAUUGAGGAUGCCGAUGACUGGGACAUUCUGAUAUUACCUAUUGCGACGUUGCGAGGGUGUGCAUGUGAUCAGCACGGACACAAGCAUCUCCGGUACAUCGAGCUCGUGAUUGAGCACUGCGCAGAGGUCCGCAUCUUCCUUUCGUUUGACAUCCUGCUGCACAGGGAGGAUGUUCCUUUCGACAACAUUGAUGCCUGCAUGCAGAAGCACCCUGCGCUCACGUACUCGGUGCUCAAGCACUACCUGCCUGCGGGCCUGGUAUGCCUCCUGGACAUGAUGGCGCCCCUCGCCACGCUCAUCAUGCGUAAUGUGAUCCCCUCGGCUACCCACCUCAGGAUCACGGCCCUCGCAGCCCUCGAGCGGCUCGCAGAGGACCUUGCGCGCAUUGACCUCGCAGCAUACUUCGGCCUCCUGUGGAGCGUCGCGCUGGGUGGUGUAGAUGCGGGCGCUGCCCGGUGCUACGUGUACAAGGCCGCACUCAGGACCGUGUUCGACCUCGCGGAGGAGGCCGCAGAUGCGUGUCUGUGCGACGAGCUCUGGCGCCAGUGGCGGCAGCGCGCCACACCCAUGUUCACGCGGCGCAUCCCACCAAAGGCUAAGGGGGAUGCUGAUGCUCCUGUGCGCGGCGUCGCGUCGCCCGAGGAGCGGGCAGGCCUGACGGACUGCGCACGCAUCGACCUCGCCGUGUACUUGAACCUCCUGUGGAGUGUCCUGCUGGGCGUGCGCCCGGCCGACCUUGUCCAGGAGCUGCUCCUCAUCCUGUGCGAGCGGCUCGCAGGCGAGGGAGGCAAGGACACUGCCCGGCGCGACAUGUACAAGGCUGCGCUUAGGACCGCAGACGCGUAUUCCUGCAGAUUUAUACACCCAUCUAUACAGCGUUAUACACCCCCGACCCUGCGCUCUUAUACACCCCUGGCCAUGCGCUCUUAUACGCCCCUGACCUUGCGCUCUCUCGUCGUUUCCAACGGGCAUUUGUGCCACACAUCGCCAUCUGCGCCCGAGACGAUCAUCUGGAUGGCGCCCGGGCACAUCCUCGUCCUCGCGUGCCACACCGAGUCGGCGCUGGCCAUGUCGACCGGCGACGCGGCUCCGGUGGAGGCACCCCGCGCGGGAAAACAGGAUAGCGGCAGCGAGCGCGGUGUAUGGGAGCUGGAGAACACGGCAGCUAUGUGGAGUAGCCCUAGAGUCGGCACAGAGGCCACGCAACGGCUCCAGACGCCCGCCGUCGGACAGCAGACCUGCUUACACGAGAGCAAAGAAGCCAAGGACGUAGAUCACGCCCUUGAGGUUAGCGGCCACCUGCGAUGCGCUCCAUCCAAGGGCUGGUCCUUGCAGAAAGUAUUGCAGGCGGCAUACGGGCACGCGCAACAGCAUCAGUGA
Messenger RNA from Postia placenta MAD-698-R-SB12, 2148 nucleotides. RefSeq lists its product as hypothetical. NCBI's taxonomy places the organism in Eukaryota, Fungi, Basidiomycota, Agaricomycetes, Polyporales, Adustoporiaceae. The record is from RefSeq and is a predicted model, not a curated record. The coding region runs from base 1 to 2148 and encodes 715 amino acids. The transcript has 11 exons.